Malania oleifera is the source of this 336-nucleotide messenger RNA. RefSeq lists its product as uncharacterized. Lineage: Eukaryota; Viridiplantae; Streptophyta; Magnoliopsida; Santalales; Ximeniaceae. The record is from RefSeq and is a predicted model, not a curated record. The transcript has 2 exons. Bases 1 to 336 code for a protein of 111 amino acids.
AUGGUAAGUGACUGGAGCAAUGAGGAGCAUGAUUUCCCUCUGGAUAUAGAGGUUCAACCCAUUGAUGCAAGUGAAACUAAUGUCAAAUUGAAAGUGGCAUCCAUGGUUCCACCCAAAAAGGAUAAACGUCUUGACAAAAUCGAGCAACGUGUCACACAAAAUGACACUGAUUCGGAUAAAAAGAGUAAUGAGAAUAAUGAUGAAGACUCUCAGGAAAAAUCAGAAGAAGACACUGCUGAAGCUGAAGAAGAAGAAGUAGCUGAAGAAGAAGAAGGAUCACAGCAAUCUAAGGGAAAAGGAAUUGCUGAAGAUAGUGACACAGCUUCUGAUACUUAA